Messenger RNA from Melanotaenia boesemani (Boeseman's rainbowfish), 2797 nucleotides. RefSeq names its product ribosomal RNA processing protein 1 homolog A-like. The record is from RefSeq and is a predicted model, not a curated record. Gene Ontology annotation, cellular component: preribosome, small subunit precursor; preribosome, large subunit precursor; nucleus. Lineage: Eukaryota; Metazoa; Chordata; Actinopteri; Atheriniformes; Melanotaeniidae. Bases 68 to 2710 code for a protein of 880 amino acids. The transcript has 16 exons. Gene Ontology annotation, biological process: rRNA processing.
UCUUUCUGCGCCGUAGAGAGAAACGUGGAAAGCCAGUGAGGCAGAGACUCCACGUGAAGCUGGUGAGAUGGCGUCUGUUCAGGAGCCAGAGGUCCAGCUGGCUCAGAGAUUAGCCUCCAACGAGAAGUCCGUCCGGACCAGAGCAAUAAAGAAACUACGGAAGUACAUCGGUGUGCGUUCAGAGGCAGAAGCAGGUGGAUUCACUGGCGAUGAACUGCUGAAGUUGUGGAAAGGUCUUUUCUACUGCUUGUGGAUGCAGGACAAACCACAGCUCCAGGAGGCUUUGUCAAACCAGAUCUCCACACUGAUCCACAGCUUCCAUGGAGUCGAUGGACAGCUGCUGUACCUGGAGAGCUUCCUGCAGACCUUCAAGAGAGAGUGGACCGGCAUCGACCGGCUGCGGAUGGACAAAUUCUUCCAGCUGAUUCGCUUCAUGUUCAGACAGACGUUCGUGAUGCUGGAGAGGAAAGACUGGGACAGCGGUGCUGUCAGCAAGUUUCUGGAGCUGCUGAGUCUCCAUCUCCUGCAGAGCGGCGCCGAGGCGCCCAUCGGAUUGCAGCUCCACGUCCUCGACGUCUACAUGACCGAACUGGCAGCUGUGGGUUCCGCACAGCUCACAGCGGAUCAGAACCUCGUGUUCAUCGAACCGUUCUGCAGAACAGCAGCCAAGACGAAGAAUCAGACUCUUUUCAGAUCCAUCUGCACCAGCAUCUUCAGCACCAUCAUAGACCAGGCUCCCUUUGCCAUCAAAGAUUUGAUGGAAGAGUUGGAAGCAGCUGAAGACAUGGACUCAGAUUCAGGUCGGGCGUCUGAGGAGGACGACAAACUGGACGGAGAGAAAACAAGCAGCAGAGCAUCCAACAAGAAAGCAGGGAAAAAGCAGAUUAAUGGCAAAACAUCACACAAAGAAGAAGACGAUGAUGAAGAUGACGAGCUUCUUGGCUUGGAGGACUCGGAUACAGAGCCGCUCGAUGAUGAUGAUGAUGUGGGACCAGUCCUACAGUUUAAUUAUGCUGCUCUGGCAGAUAAGCUGUUUGAGUUUGCGAGCCGGACUCGUACACCAGGUCAGAACCGAAAGAGACUCUACAAAAUCAUCAAAGUGCUGCGGGACCUCAGUGAAGGAAUUUUUCCUCAGGAUGAUUAUCCGGAGGAGGUCUCCACUGACGAGGAGGACGACAUGUUUGGCAGCAGAAAGAGGAUGAAGAGAAGACAACAAACAGAGGAUGAAGAGGCUCCAACAGGAAAGAAGCGCAAAGCUAACUCAGGAAAGAAGGAGGAUCUCAACAUUCAGAACCAGACCACCAAAGUCUCUGAUGUACCAGCUAAUAAAAACAAGGAGAAGAAGAAAGCUAAGGAAAACCAGGAGAACCUGGACCAGGGACAGACUGAAUCUGCACAAGAUGUAGGAGCAGGGGUCCUUUAUCAGAUCUCCACAUCUGUGAACGAGAUGGAAGCAGCCAAUCCAACUCAGCCUCCAGUCAGAACCACAGAGGACAAGUCCAAGAAGAAGAGGAGGAGGAAGAAGAAGAAGAAGAAGGGGAAUAUCAGUGAGUCUGAGAUCACCCAGCAGAAGCAGCAGGACAUCAGAUGUGAAGGGGAUGCUCCAGUGAUUGAGGAGGUGAGAGGUGAGGCUGAAGUCUCAGCAGGAAGCUGUGAAGCAUCGACAGAAGUCUGUCCUGGAGCUCCUAUGAGCAGCAAGGAGAAGGUCUGCAGAGCUAAAACAGCCCAUGAUGAGGGCUGUUCAGGAGACCAUUAUCCAGCUCCAGGGCUGGAGAAGGCGUCUCAUGAUACAGUCUCUGUAAAAGAUACGUCCAAGAAGAAGAAGAAGAAAAAGGCUGGUGAGGUGCAGACAGCUGACUCGGACCCAGCUCAGAGAGAGGUGGUGUGCAGCGAUGCUGAAAGGACAUCUGGAACUUUACAAACUACUGGAGCGAAAAGCGAGAAGACAAAUCAGAAAGACUCCUCCACUCCUGAUCAGAGCAGACUGAUGAAAAGGAAGAGGAAAAAGAAUCUGAAAGAUGAGGCAGGAGCAGUGGAAACUGAGAUCACCAAGGCAACACCAACGAAGAAGAAGACACUCACAGCAGCUCAGGUGGAGGAGACCGGAGAUGAAACUCCAGAACUUCCACCACUCCGGAGUGAGACGGCUGGGUCAUCUGGGAAAGCAGCCAAGAAGAAGAAAAAGAUCCCCGUAGAGUUCGAGUUUGAGGCCGAUGAGCUGGUGGCCAUGAUACCGACCAAUGGCAGCACAGAGGAAACUAAACCAGCUGAUGAAGUGAGCGAGCGGUCCGUUCCUCUGGGCUUCACCACGCUGCAGAAGAAGAAGAAGACAUCUGGAGGAUCUGGGUGUGACUUCAUCAGUUUUCAGAACAAAGCUGUGGUCCCGACGCCGCUCUUCUGCAGAACCAAAGGAGGCCCAGGUCCCUCGGUCCACAGCAAGGAGAGGGAUGGAACUGCCCGGUCGGAGCUGAAGAAGGUGACCUUCGGUCUGAAGAAUAAUCAGACGGCUGAGUUUAGGAGAACUGAUCGCAGCAUGCUGCUGAGUCCAGAUGGGUCCUCACGUGUACCGUUUGACCCACAGCAGAAACCAAAGUUUGGGGUCCUGAAGUCUACCGUCUUGAGAAAGAACCCAGUCCACACCAAGAAGACCAGCUCCGGUCGUCAGAACAGUUCGUGGAAACGCCGGCCGCUGGCAGCAGACUUCUUCUGACGCCAACCGACUGGUUUCAUCCAGUUCUGAUGUCACAUCUGCAUUUGUUUCUGACUCAGUGUUUUAAUAAAGUUAUUCAUUCCAGUU